GCCUUCCUCCCCCCGCGACCGCCCACGCGUAACCGCCCGCCUGGGUGGGAGGGUUCGAGCCCGUAACGGAAAGCAACCACCGUAACCGCGUGCGCCUCCCGCGGCCCGGCUAUAAAUCCCCGCGCCGCCAGCCCCCGUUCACCCUACAAUCUUCAAGGCGUCGCGACAGGCAAAGACAUCGAUCAAUCGCCACCAGCGCGUAGAGAGAGAGAGUCACCGGAGAAGGGAGGAAUCACCAGCGCCAGCGCCACCGCCAUGGGCAAGGUCCGCUCCUUCUUCUCCCGCAGCGGCAAGCGCGGCGCCGGCUCGUCCUCGCCGGCCUCCUCCGCGGCGGGCAGCGCGCCGUCGUCCCCGUCCCCGUCGUCCCCGGCGCCGGCGGCGGAGAAGGACGAGAUGGAGCGCGUGUUCCGCAAGUUCGACGCGAACGGCGACGGCCGGAUCUCGCGGUCGGAGCUGGCGGCGCUGUUCGAGGGCGUGGGCCACGCGGCCACCGACGACGAGGUGUCGCGCAUGAUGGAGGAGGCCGACGCGGACGGCGACGGCGCCAUCAGCCUGCCCGAGUUCGCCGCGCUCGUGCGCUCCGCCGACGCCGACGCCGACGCCGUCGAGGAGGACCUGCGCCACGCCUUCAUGGUCUUCGACGCCGACGGCAACGGCCUCAUCACGCCCGCCGAGCUCGCGCGCGUCCUGCGCGGGCUCGGGGAGGCCGCCACCGUCGCGCAGUGCCGCCGCAUGAUCCAGGGCGUCGACCGCAACGGCGACGGCCUCGUGUCCUUCGACGAGUUCAAGCUCAUGAUGGCCGCCGGCGGAGGUUUCGGCAGGAUGGCCUCCUCUUCUUAGGCAGUUUGUUUGGGCAAGCCCUCUGUCCUCUGCCGCUCCGCGCUGCUCUGCUCGGCUCUCACAGAUUGGAUUCGUUCGUUGAAUCGCACUGUACAUACGUAACAGCGAGAUCCAAGAGAUCGUCGCCACCAAGGUAAUUAGUAGGCCCAUACCACACGGACAACACAACAUGAAAAAAAAAUAGCACGAUUGGUUCUGUAUAAAUAUGAUACCUGUAUGGCCAAUGCGCAUCCAUUGUAUGGAUGUUGAAUGUUUUGUUCUGGUUCCAGUUCGAAUCAUAUGGUUUCCACUUUUCA
This is a messenger RNA of Panicum hallii, 1136 nucleotides long. RefSeq names its product probable calcium-binding protein CML15. Lineage: Eukaryota; Viridiplantae; Streptophyta; Magnoliopsida; Poales; Poaceae. The coding region runs from base 256 to 840 and encodes 194 amino acids. Gene Ontology annotation, molecular function: calcium ion binding. The transcript has a single exon. The record is from RefSeq and is a predicted model, not a curated record.